Molecule: messenger RNA, 1020 nt
Organism: Letharia columbiana
Lineage: Eukaryota; Fungi; Ascomycota; Lecanoromycetes; Lecanorales; Parmeliaceae
Exons: 2
Coding region: 1-1020 (339 amino acids)
Source: RefSeq, a predicted model, not a curated record
AUGCGUCAUACUGCAGACACUGAGUCGGCAGCAGCGCUUUCAGCAGCAACAACGCUCAGUCUGCGAGACCGGAUGGACGCUACAGAAGCAUUGACCGAUUGUCGUACGCCUUUCCAAGAUAUUGUGGGCUUGGCUAAGGACCGGUUUGCAAGUUUGGGGGAAGACAUGCGCUUUUCGGAGGUCUUUGCUGAGGUAGAGUUGCAACAAAACGGCAAUGGUUUGAUGAAUCAUAACUCGGAGGUCAACAAGCUGUUAAAUCCUGCCAGCGAUGGUCGUAACCCAAUUCCGGAAACCGAAAAAAGCAAUUCGAGUCCGCAAAGCCGCAGACUUCUAGAACAAAGCAAUGGCUACAGAAUUCACUCUUGUUAUGAUAUGAUAACAGGCGUCGGGGUGGUACACGUGGACGCAAGACGAGAGGGGGGUGCAGGAGCAAGGCAAAAGCGCAAACCAACGACCAAGAGGCGGAGAUGUACUCGAAAUCAUCCUACCAAUCCCUUGCAGUCUGCGGCCAUAGUAGCAAAGCAAAAUGCGCCAAGUGUCACAGAAACGCAGGCAACUGGAACAAGUUCAACAUGGCAGAGCUCGGACACCCUUUUGAGGAAGAAAGCUGCCCCGUGUACCGACCUCGAGCCGGCAAAUACUGUCCCAACGUCAUGCUCGGUAGGGAAAUGCACAUCUGCUGGCAGGCCCAGAGAACACUCUAUGCCGGAAAGCCCAGCCCUGGGACUUCUCCAACCAGCCGUUGGCAACAUCACAGAUGGCUUUACUCCAAGCUCUCGAAAGCAGCACAACAAGCAAGGCGCACGGCGACAGGAUGAGGCCAAAAGUAGGCAAGAUAAGAAUACUCCUGCAAGUAGAGAAUCCUUGAGAACAAAUAUCGAGAGCAUGCCAGGGAUCGAUGAGAAUAUCCAGGACCUCAUUGCUACAUAUUUGGUCAAGGCUCAGAAUGUAAGAACUCCAGAUAGCGACAUGAAAGCAGGAUCAUCGACAAAAUCCGUUCCCGAGAGCUCCAAAGACUAA